AUGGGGUGUCAAACAAAUUUCAAGGAAACUAAUGAUAAUGUUGAUGAAUGGACUCAAAAGGAUUUCGUCGAAUUGGAAAGAUACAUUCAUAAUCUCAUCCCCUUCAUUAGGUUUUACGAAAUUUCUUCUGAAGAUUAUUUUAAAAAGUUUAAAACAUUAACGUCAAGUUUUGCAAAGCAUGUGAAUGAUGAUAUUAAUUCUAAAUUAUUUGAACAAAAGCAUUUUCUUUCGCUUGCAAAUUCGAUAGAUGAAAAGCAUGAAUAUGUGAUCCAGGUGAUCGAGGAAGUUAAAUGGCAUAUCAGGUGGUUUGAAGCAAUCUAA
This is a messenger RNA of Funneliformis mosseae, 321 nucleotides long. NCBI's taxonomy places the organism in Eukaryota, Fungi, Glomeromycota, Glomeromycetes, Glomerales, Glomeraceae. The record is from the annotation of a GenBank genome assembly.